Molecule: messenger RNA, 1656 nt
Organism: Cynocephalus volans (Philippine flying lemur)
Lineage: Eukaryota; Metazoa; Chordata; Mammalia; Dermoptera; Cynocephalidae
Gene: SLC35B3
Product: solute carrier family 35 member B3
Exons: 10
Coding region: 222-1331 (369 amino acids)
Biological process (GO): transmembrane transport
Cellular component (GO): endoplasmic reticulum membrane; Golgi membrane
Molecular function (GO): 3'-phosphoadenosine 5'-phosphosulfate transmembrane transporter activity
Source: RefSeq, a predicted model, not a curated record
GCCUCCGCGGUGCAAAGUGCAGGACUUGGAGAGGAGAAGGAGGAAGUGGAGGUGAUGGCGACGGACCUGGGGAGGGGGAGACGCUCCGACUGGCUGAGGCGCCGCCCGGCCUGGGGUCACCCUUCCAGGACUUGGCACAGCAAGCACAAGAAAGACUGAAGGAAAGAAAGGAAACCAACAAAGAUAACUUUAGAAGCACUGAAUGCAUCGAAAUAAGAAAAAUGGAUCUCAAGUUCAACAACUCCAGGAAAUAUAUUUCUAUCACUGUGCCAUCUAAAACCCAAGCAAUGUCACCACACAUCAAGUCAGUUGAUGACAUUAUAGUACUUGGGAUAAAUCUCAGCAAAUUUAACAAACUUACUCAAUUUUUCAUAUGUGUUGCUGGAGUUUUUGUAUUUUACCUAAUUUAUGGAUAUUUACAGGAAUUAAUAUUUUCAGUGGAGGGUUUUAAGUCCUAUGGCUGGUACCUUACUUUAGUGCAGUUUGCAUUUUACUCCAUAUUUGGCCUCAUAGAACUUCAGCUUAUUCAGGACAAAAGGAGAAGAAUACCAGGAAAAACCUACAUGAUAAUAGCUUUUCUAACUGUGGGUACUAUGGGGUUAUCAAACACUUCCCUGGGCUACCUGAAUUAUCCUACCCAAGUCAUCUUCAAGUGCUGCAAAUUGAUUCCUGUUAUGCUAGGAGGAGUUUUUAUUCAAGGAAAGCGCUAUAAUGUUGCAGAUGUGUCUGCUGCACUGUGCAUGAGCCUUGGCCUGAUAUGGUUUACCCUAGCUGACAGCACCAUUGCACCAAAUUUCAACCUGACAGGUGUGAUGCUUAUUUCCCUGGCACUAUGUGCAGAUGCUGUCAUUGGAAAUGUUCAAGAGAAAGCCAUGAAACUGCAUAAUGCUUCUAAUUCUGAAAUGGUUUUGUAUUCUUAUUCAAUCGGUUUUGUGUACAUUUUGUUGGGAUUGACAUGCACUAGCGGAUUAGGCCCUGCAGUUACAUUUUGUUCAAAGAAUCCAUUUCGGACCUACGGUUAUGCUUUCCUUUUUUCCCUCACUGGGUAUUUCGGAAUCUCCUUUGUUCUGGCUUUGAUUAAAAAUUUUGGUGCACUUCUUGCUGUAACAGUGACAACAGGAAGAAAAGCAAUGACCAUUGUACUUUCAUUUAUAUUCUUUGCUAAACCAUUCACAUUUCAGUAUGUAUGGUCUGGUUUGUUAGUUGUCCUUGGUAUAUUUCUCAAUGUUUACAGCAAAAAUAUGGAUAAAAUAAGACUACCAUCACUCUGUGAUCUGAUAAGCAGAUCAGUGGAAGCAAGAAAGUCAAGGACUUUGGCACAAACUGUAUAGGCAGUGAUUUGUCCUAUUUAAAAUAGAAUUUUAAGGGAACAAUCAUUAAUUAAGGGAUUGUUAUAAAAACCAAAGGAUCUGCAGGUGUGCUAUUCAUUUGUGGAUGGGUUACAUAUGCAGUGGUUUUGUGGUGUCAGCCUUUCCCUCACUCUUGUUCGACUGGUUUCUGAAGCAAGCACAACAGCCACAUCUGGCGCGCCUCACAAUAGAACGUCAGUGUGAAGGACUGUCAUUCCUAGCAGCUCAUUGAGGAUUCCACUGGGAAUGGACCGUGCUGCAAGACCAAUUGGAUAUAAUCAUGACAUAUCAAAGAAAUUGAUACGUA